Angiostrongylus costaricensis is the source of this 835-nucleotide messenger RNA. The record is from the annotation of a GenBank genome assembly. Lineage: Eukaryota; Metazoa; Nematoda; Chromadorea; Rhabditida; Metastrongylidae.
GCAUGAAUUACAACUUACCGUAGACAACUAACUACAAUAAGAAACCUUUAUUGCUCCAUCUGAAAAUGGUUAUUUUUGUUUUUUCUAGACUGAGUUACCAUUGACGGUUGAUCCUUUGCUGGCUUCUGGAAAUCCAUCCAUUCCGGUGGCUCGUCGUCACCUCGGCGAUUCGUUAGAUCAUCGGUUAACGGUCAGCUGGAACAACUUCGUGUCCACAACGGAUAGCAAGUGUUUGAUUACUUGUGGGUAUCCGGACUACAGUUUCCGUGUAAUUGAUACAGAUUCAGAAGAAAACCGUAUUGAAAAAUCGAGGGCUUUUAAUCGUUUAGCACGGGUGCGGCAAGUAAUCUACGGUCAUGGUGAUGUCGUGACGUGUAUUGCCAGAUCAGAGACGAGUCUAUUUGCCGAUUGCUAUGUGGUGACCGGAAGCAGUGACUGUACCGUUGCUUUAUGGCAUUGGAAUGGAAUGCAAGGAUUCAUUGCUGGCGAAUACAACACGUUUGGAGAGACGGCGUCACCACGAGCGAUUCUAACUGGACACGAAGCAACGAUUUCUGCCCUGGCUGUUUCAGCUGAGCAUGGAAUCGUUCUGAGCGGGUCGGAAGCUGUAUACGACGAAAACAUUCUGAACGAAGUCCUUUCCAAACGUGACUGGCAGAAUGAAGAAGACCCGACUGAAGGCUACGAGCUGCUUGUCGAAGGACUGAAAAGUUGCGCCAAAUUCGCCUCAGUUCCUCAAGCAAGAAGAUCAGAUCGCAUCUUCAUCAUUACUAAGGAGUUGCUCGAAAAGAGAACGAAACUGAAACUUGGUCCUACUGGAACACGUUCAACAUAG